CAAGAUGACAGAGUAUUAAUGCCUGAGGUCACCAAUCAGCGACCUGCAGUCCUCCCGGUAACAUCACGGUCCGAACCCAAAGUGUUUCUGGCGUCAUCCUCUCUCCCUGAUCCUUGCCAACUCCCAUGUAGGAGCCAUUCUUACUGGUGCUGCUGGCUUCACUGAGACGCCGGGAGGCAGAUGACUGACGUGUCCCAUGGAUGGUGGCAAGAGUCUGCCCAGUCCUCACCAAGGGAACUUAAGGAAGAUGAAGUUUGGAUGCCUCUCCUUCCGUCAGCCUUUUGCUGGUUUUAUCUUAAAUGGAGUCAAGACCCUGGAGACGCGCUGGCGACCCCUGCUGAGUAGCCACCAGAACUGUACCAUCGCCAUCCACAUUGCUCACAGGGACUGGGAAGAUGAGUUGGGGGAGCUGCUGGUGGAGAGGCUGGGGAUGACCCCCGUGCAGAUUCAGGCCUUGCUCCAUGAAGGGGAAAAGUUUGGCCGAGGUGUGAUAGCUGGGCUCAUUGACAUCGGGGAAACUUUGCAGUGCCCGGAGAACUUAGCUCCUGGUGAGGUUGAGGAACUGGAAAAUCAAGCUGUACUGGGCAACCUGGAGCAGAAGUACCUGACUGUGAUCUCAAACCCCAGGUGGUUACUGGAGCCCUUACCUAGGAAAGGGGGGAGGGAUAUAUUUGAGGUGGACAUCCCAGCGCACCUGAUCCCUCUGGGGCACUAGGUGUGACUGGUGUGGUCCCUGGAGGGGAACAUGGCUAACAUACCAACUAAAUCAUGGAACCAGUGGUUCACUGUCAUGGCGCAGAUCUGUAAAUAUCAGGGUCACUCUGAAUUGCUGCUGCCUUACAGAGCACCAUUCAGUAAGCGCUAUUCACGGACAUCAGGAAGGGCAGGGGGGCCAGGAAUUUCCUUUGCCUUUCCUCUUGGACUCCUUGACAGUAUCUCAAGUACAAGUGAUCUCUAGGGAAAAGGUAUUCCCACUGACUUUGUUCCUGCUGCUUUCUCCAUUCUACAAAUAAAUGUACUGAUAAUCACUGGUUAGUGUGGGGUGCUCCCUUACG
This is a messenger RNA of Castor canadensis (American beaver), 1055 nucleotides long. NCBI's taxonomy places the organism in Eukaryota, Metazoa, Chordata, Mammalia, Rodentia, Castoridae. The record is from RefSeq and is a predicted model, not a curated record.